Helianthus annuus (common sunflower) is the source of this 681-nucleotide messenger RNA. RefSeq lists its product as uncharacterized. The transcript has 6 exons. Lineage: Eukaryota; Viridiplantae; Streptophyta; Magnoliopsida; Asterales; Asteraceae. Bases 1 to 681 code for a protein of 226 amino acids. The record is from RefSeq and is a predicted model, not a curated record.
AUGGAGAUACCCGUGAUCGACCUCACACUGUACAUGGACGCAGCUUCUGGCAAGUUCAAUUGCGACGAACGCCUGCAUCCUGAACUGGAAACGGUGUGCUCAGAGGUGAGCCGGAUUCUGAAAGAAACCGGAGCUCUUCUGGUCAGAGAUCCGCGAUGCUCGACCGAAGAUAAUGAUCGAUUUAUCGAUAUGAUGGAGAAGUAUUUCGAACAACCAGAAAAAGUUAAGCGCGUCCAAAAGCGUCCUCACCAGCAUUACCAGGUUGGUUCAACACCAGGAGGAGUUGAAAUACCUCGUAGCUUGGUUGAUCUUGAAAUGCAAAAGAAGUUGAGAGCACUGCCGAAAGAUCGACAACCUAAGAUUCCAACCGGUCCAGAUCUGAAGUCACGGUACACGUGGAGGGUUGGCCCUCGACCAUCCAAAACUCAAUUUAAGGAAUUGAACUCUGAGCCAGUCAUACCUGAAGGCUUCCCCGAAUGGAAAAAGAUCAUGGAUUCAUGGGGAUCUAAAAUGAUAUCAACCGUAGAGGCUGUUGCUGAAUUGGCUGCAAUUGGAUUCGACUUACCAAAGGACUCCUUUAGUAAUCUAAUGAAGUUGGGUCCACAUCUUCUUGCACCAACAGGAAGUGACCUCGGACACCAUGGUGAAGAAGGAAAUAUGUUCGCAGGAGAUCUCUUGUAA